AUGCUUGUAUCUGUGGUGGUUACAGAGGAUCUGUCCGUUUCCGUGUAUUUUAAGUGCGCUCCGUUGGUGUCGGAUGAUGUGUGCAUUCCUGAUGAAGUCCGUGAUGUCCGUGUGCUGGACAACCUUCUAGACAGCGUGGAGCGAUAUUGUGAAAAGAAAGCCCGUCAACAGGAGGACAAGGUGGGAGGAGUGCUUAGGCUGGUUUUAUCCUUGCUGGAUGACUUUUGUGAUGAUGAGCUGCAUGAUGAUGAGAGGGCUGACGCACUAAUCUUCCUGAAGGAGCAGUGCAAGCUGCUGACAAAGAAGAGUAAUGGCGUGCGGUAUUCUGCAGAGCUUUUAGUUUUUAGCAGUAUAUUGCACACAAUUCCUCCACAUGCUUACAAGUUUUUUCGCCACAGCAACAAGCUUGUCUUGCCGCAUGACACUACCAUCAAGCGAGUUUGUGCUGCACAUGAUGUGAGCCCAUCGAAAGAGCAGUGCGAAGAAGGUUUUCUGAGGUACAUUAAGCGCAGAGCAACCAUUCUGAAGCCUCAUGAAAAAAAUGUGACUGUCAUGCUUGAUGAAAUACACCUGCAACAGUUUUUUGGAUAUAAAGGUGGCUGCCUAACAGGGUUUGCUGCGCAUUGUGCGGAACCAGCAAAGACAGCGCACGUGUUCAUGGUACAGUCUUUGCUUUCAUCUUAUAAAGCUGCAUGA
Rhipicephalus microplus (southern cattle tick) is the source of this 696-nucleotide messenger RNA. RefSeq lists its product as uncharacterized. The record is from RefSeq and is a predicted model, not a curated record. Lineage: Eukaryota; Metazoa; Arthropoda; Arachnida; Ixodida; Ixodidae.